Molecule: messenger RNA, 666 nt
Organism: Phycomyces blakesleeanus NRRL 1555(-)
Lineage: Eukaryota; Fungi; Mucoromycota; Mucoromycetes; Mucorales; Phycomycetaceae
Exons: 1
Coding region: 1-666 (221 amino acids)
Source: RefSeq, a predicted model, not a curated record
AUGUUCAAGCCAAAGGUCCACCUUCUGCAUCAUAUCACUGACAACAUUGUUCGUUUUGGUUCUGUGCUGCAAUACAAAACUGAAAACAGUGAACAGUUCAAUAAGUUCAUCCGCAAACAUUUAUUCAAGACCAACCGCCAUUCCACCUCUCGAGACGUUGCUACAAGAUUUGGCAAGCAAUACAUCUGUCGGCAUCUUUGUAAUGGAGGAUUGUAUGUCGUAGAGAGACCAGCUGGUAAUGGAACAAGAUCUGUGAGAAGUUCAAUUAGUGAUUUUGUCAAGCUGGCCCCUGUCAAUUUCUCAGGCUUUAAUCUCCAUUUCUUUGGUUCUCGUGUCAACAGUGACAAUUCCGGGCUGUUGACUCCCACUUUGUGUGAUACACUUGCAGGUGUUUUUCAAUCAAAUGGUCAAUUAUUCCUUGGUCAGGUAAAGAUUGUUCAAGCAAGAGACUCUGCAGACAGAAUGAGGAAGGCGUUCUUUAUGCAAAAGUACCAAAUUGUUCCGAACAGCAAUGUAAAUUGCAUCUAUACCCCAGCUGUGGUAACGGACAAUUACAACAACAUUGUGGUUCUGCCCCUUGGAGGCCUGGUUGAAGUCAACAAAGAUGACAUCAACAUCGUUCAGGCUGUUGAUAUUCACUUGUCCAUUGGGUCUUCCAAUAACUAA